Molecule: messenger RNA, 1388 nt
Organism: Tachysurus fulvidraco (yellow catfish)
Lineage: Eukaryota; Metazoa; Chordata; Actinopteri; Siluriformes; Bagridae
Gene: rnf121
Product: ring finger protein 121
Exons: 9
Coding region: 70-1068 (332 amino acids)
Cellular component (GO): Golgi membrane; endoplasmic reticulum membrane
Molecular function (GO): metal ion binding; ubiquitin protein ligase activity
Source: RefSeq, a predicted model, not a curated record
UUGAUUGGCUCGUAGCUCGAGUCACCCGGACGUUGCCGGUAGCGUCGGGUUGUGUCAGCGCUCCCUAAGAUGGCGGGGGUGUUUGAGGUGGAGGUUGGAGGCGUAGAACACGGACACGACCACGGGCACGGACACGAAGCCCCUCAGGUCGACCUCUCGCAUCUUUCACCAGAGGAGAAGUGGAGGCUGGAACAUGCGAGGAUGCAUGCCAAACACAAAGGGCACGAAGCCAUGCACGCUGAGAUGGUGCUCAUUCUCAUCGUCACGCUCGUCAUCGCACAGCUCGUCCUGGUGCAGUGGAAACAGCGUCAAGCCAGAUCUUACAACUUGGUGACCCUGUUUCAGAUGUGGGUGGUGCCUCUUUACUUCACCACUAAGCUGCACUGGUGGAGAUUCUUGGUGACGUGGUUCAUCUUCUCCAUUGUCACCGCUUUCAUCACGUUCCGUGCCACACGCAAACCCUUGGAAUGCACAACACCAAGAUUGGUUUACAAAUGGUUUUUCCUCUUGUACAAGAUCAGCUACACGACAGGCAUUGUGGGCUACAGCGUAGUCAUGUUCACGCUCUUCGGCAUCAAUUUGAUAUUUAGAAUAAAGCCGGAGGAUUCGAUGGAUUUUGGGGUUUCCAUGCUGUUUUAUGGCCUGUAUUACGGUGUCCUGGGCAGGGAUUUUGCUGAGAUGUGUGCAGACUUCAUGGCUUCCACAAUAGGGUAUUACAGCGCAUCAGGAAUGCCCACGAAACACCUUUCGGACAGCAUCUGCGCCGUGUGCGGUCAGCCCAUCCUGGUGAGCGUGGACGAAGAAGGGAUCAUGGAGAACACCUACAGACUGUCCUGCAACCACGUAUUUCACGAGUUCUGCAUACGAGGCUGGUGCAUCGUGGGUAAGAAACAGACCUGCCCAUACUGCAAGGAAAAGGUGGACCUGAAGAGAAUGUUCAGUAAUCCAUGGGAGAGACCUCACGUCAUGUACGGACAGUUACUGGACUGGCUUCGCUAUCUCGUAGCCUGGCAACCGGUCAUAAUCGGACUAGUGCAAGGCAUCAAUUACAUCCUGGGUCUUGAGUGACGGCCAUGCCCAUCCCCGAGAGAGAGAGAGAGAGAGAGAAAGAGAGAUACUAUAUGCAGUCUGUUAUGGGGUUAAUCUGGACACUGGGACUGGAACUUUAAUCACCAAAAGUGUGUAAUGUACUGUAUAUUGGCACACACACUGUGCAUCUGUGUAUUUAAAGGAGAAAAAAAAGAAAUCUAAUAGACGUCUGGCUUUGUUUUUGAAAUGUGUUUUGUUUUAUAAUCGUUUUUUUUUUUUUAAAGAAAAUACUAAUCUGUCUUAAUGUUUUUAACCGUAAAUGACAACCUCAAAAACUUUUUUUUUUUUUUAUAAACUCU